AUGCCAGUAGACGAAAACAAGAACCUCUACCACGAGGCCCCCAAACCCACCGACCCGGCCCACGCCUCGUCGGCCAACACCAACCACACGACCAAAUCCGGCACCAAGCCCACGUCGGCCGUCGAAGCCAUCACGGACCCCGACUUUUUCCCCACGCUAGAAAAAGCGCCCUUGGCACAGAAAGUAAAGUCGACCCUCUUUCUCGCCGUCCUCGUCUAUGGCGCCGUGGCCGCGCUGUGGUUAUUUGGCUUUACGCUCUUCCAACAAGAACAACCCCCCAACCCACAAGAAGCUGCUGGCGGCGCCGGCCCCAUGAUUGUAGAGAUUCCCCUAGCUCUACCCGACGAUGCUGUAAACGAGACUGCAUUGACCGACUCGCUGGCCGCUGCUGCUCGCGAAGUGGGUCUCAUGACCGCAGGCUUUGGCACGGUGAUUUUGGCCAUGUUGUAUUCUACUGGCACCACGAAUGUGGAUUUUUGGAGCUUGGUCAUGGAGUAUGGGUGGUGGACCCUGCCAGUGAUGGGUGCAGCUGGUUUGCUGUUUGUCAUAAUGCAAGAAGACUCUGAAGAUAUCAAAUAUGUGAGUUGA
Molecule: messenger RNA, 588 nt
Organism: Pestalotiopsis fici W106-1
Lineage: Eukaryota; Fungi; Ascomycota; Sordariomycetes; Amphisphaeriales; Sporocadaceae
Exons: 1
Coding region: 1-588 (195 amino acids)
Source: RefSeq, a predicted model, not a curated record